This is a messenger RNA of Westerdykella ornata, 1890 nucleotides long. RefSeq names its product alcohol oxidase. The coding region runs from base 1 to 1890 and encodes 629 amino acids. Gene Ontology annotation, molecular function: flavin adenine dinucleotide binding; oxidoreductase activity, acting on CH-OH group of donors. Gene Ontology annotation, biological process: secondary metabolite biosynthetic process. The transcript is spliced from 5 exons. The record is from RefSeq and is a predicted model, not a curated record. Lineage: Eukaryota; Fungi; Ascomycota; Dothideomycetes; Pleosporales; Sporormiaceae.
AUGCUGGUUCUGCGCUGCUCCAUGGUGCACCUGUUAUCUGCAGUUUGUCUUGGUAUAUGCUCCGUCAAUGCUGCAUCGAUUUUGGCAAGUUCCGCAUCUGUCAAGCGUUCAGUGCACGAACUUCGGACUUCGUAUGACUAUGUCAUUAUCGGUGGAGGCACGUCAGGGCUAGUGGUUGCGAACCGAUUAACAGAAGACCCAUCCGUGAACGUUCUCGUUGUCGAGUAUGGCUACUUUGGCGACGAUCCCUGCAUCUGGAUGCCAACUUCCCCAGUCGCGCGAAUAACAGGACCGUCAUGCACGAGGCACCGGUUCGUUGAGCCCACUGUACCCCAGCCAGGCAUCAACAAUGCAUCGACAGUGUAUAUGCUUGGAGCUGUCGUAGGUGGAAGCUCUGCGAUUAACGGGAUGGUAUUCGAUCGCGGCACAAAGGCCGAUUACGAUUCCUGGGAAGAAUUGGGGAAUCCAGGAUGGGGCUGGGAUGGGUUGUUUGAGUAUUUCAAAAAGAGUGCGACGUGGACGCCACCGAGCAGAGAGGCUGUUGAGAAAUAUGGUUACACCUGGGACGAGGCAGCCUACGGUGGCGGGCCGAUACAAGCCACGCUCAGCAAUUUCCAGUGGCCAAAUUUCAAGUUCAUGUGGGACGCGUGGGACGAUCUCAAUAUCACUGGUCCCAAGGACCAUGCCCUCGGUCAGGCAGUCGGUCUAUUCUGGCUCCCUGCAUCGCAGCAUUCCAAGAACCAGACCAGGUCAUAUGCGAGGUACGGAUACUACGACCCUGUCCGGGAGAGGCCCAACUAUCAUCUCUUUAUCGGCCACAAGGCUGAAAAGAUUCUGCUGUCAUCGAGGAGCGCAGUCGAAGGCGUUGUGAUAUACGAUCGAGACAAGCCUGACGAGAAAUCCGUUGUCAAAGCAAAGAGGGAGACCAUUCUGGCAGCCGGAGGAGCCCACACGCCUCAGCUUCUGCAGUUAAGUGGGAUAGGCCCAAAAGCCAUUUUGGAGGCAGCAGGAAUCCAAACCAGAGUCGACCUCCCCGGCGUUGGCGAGAAUUUUCAGGAUCAUCCGCAAGCUAAGUUGAUUUGCAACUACACAAAUGACUUCUGGCCGAAUCAAGGGACACUGGAAACCAACCAGACCUUUCAAGCCGAAGCCCUCGCCCAAUACAACACCAACAAAACGGGACCUCUGACGCUCUCCAUGUCCAAUGCUGUCGUCUUCCUGCCUCUGAACGGAACGCACUCCUCCCCGGAAUCCUUCCUCGCCAAACUCGCAGCGCAGGAACCAGGGGCAUACCUGCCUCCAAGCCUUCCCUCGACUGUUGUGGCAGGCUAUGCAGCCCAGAAGAAAGUCCUCGCCUCCCUCUACGCCAGGAAUGAUGCUGCCAUCUACGAGUCCCCGUUCAAUGGCGCCUGUUCUCGCACCGUCAUUCUCCAGAAACCGCUGUCUAGAGGGAAUAUCCACAUCAACGGGAGCAAUCCUUAUGGCCCCCCUAUAAUCGAUUUCCGCGUGUACAGCAAUCCCCUGGAUGUGGAGUACGCCAUCGAAGGCGUCAAGUUCACGCGCAAAUUACUUAAAACAGCGUCGCUGGCUCCUCUGCAGCCAGUGGAGCUGGGUCCGGGGCCAAACGUCACUGAUACGGCAGGAUUGGAAGCACACGUGCGUGCCACAUCUGGUCCAACGAGUUUUCAUGUAUCGGGCACGGCUGCCAUGCUGCCCAGGGAGUUGGGAGGCGUCGUGGCACCAGAUCUCAGGGUGUAUGGGACGAAGGGACUCAGUGUUGUGGACGCAAGUAUCAUGCCGCUGAUUCCGAGUGCACAUUUGAGUGCGACGGUUUACGCGGUUGCGGAGAAGGCGUCGGAUAUCAUUAAGAAGAGAGCUAAACGAAGUUAG